UUUACCUCGUCGCUAAACUCUUGUUAUCGAUUAGUGAAGAAUGGGUUACAGAUAGACACAUCGAACUCAAAGCCAUGAGGUCCACAACCGCAACGAUUAUAGUUGUAGCAGUGUUCUGUAUGUUCUUUAAACAGCGUGUAGAGGGCGCUGAUAACAUCCCUUCUGGUCCUCCACUUCCUCAUCAUCCUCAUCUACCGGCGGGUUCCCAGGAAAGCAAACCGGCAAAUAACCCCAACGACAAAUCUUAUAUCAGACUAUGGAAGAGGAAGUUGAAGGACGGCGUUAACUAUGAAUACACAUACCACAACCCUGUUAAGAAUGGAGCAAUCAACCAGCAAGGCUCGGUGACGCUUUUUAAAACCAAAGAUCCGAAAGGUGGUCAACCCAAAGCUACAGGUUACUUGAUUAGUUACCGAACCAGUGAAGAUUUCAGUUUCACCAAUCCCCUUGAUUCUGACUGGGACGUUGCUAACAGUCCUUAUUACUACAACAAUAACAACAAAAACACCAACAACAACUACUACCAGAGCCCGUACAAUUACCGGACCGUUGACACUGCCAGUACUCCGUACAGCCAUACUUAUUCGCCGGACCACCAACACAACAGAAAUUCGGCGUAUCAUGGCUUUCAGCGACCGGCGUCGUUAACAACGUCCCCACCUCAUGCAUCUGAGCCUCGGUGCUACGGUGAACAGAAUUUCGGCUACAACAGCAACGUAAUUUACUGCUGUAUGUAUGCCGACCGUCCUCAGCCUAGUUCUUCUCCUUACCCUAAACAUGUCUGUUGGCGCCAACAUAUCACAUGGGGCCGCCGCAUGCAAUAAAGUUAA
Messenger RNA from Octopus bimaculoides (California two-spot octopus), 830 nucleotides. RefSeq lists its product as uncharacterized. Lineage: Eukaryota; Metazoa; Mollusca; Cephalopoda; Octopoda; Octopodidae. The record is from RefSeq and is a predicted model, not a curated record.